AUGAAGCUGAACGAGCGCAGCCUGGCCUCCUACGCUACCUGCAACACCCCGGCUGACAACUCCGGCUUCCUCUACAAGAAGGGCGGGCGGCACACCAGCUACCAUCGCCGCUGGUUCGUGCUACGUGGCAACAUGCUCUUCUACUUUGAGGACCAGGCCAGCCGUGAGCCUGUGGGGGUCAUCAUCCUGGAGGGCUGUACUGUGGAGCUGGUGGAGGCUGCCGAGGAGUUCGCUUUUGCCGUGCGCUUUGCUGGAACCCGAGCGCGUACCUAUGUGCUGGCUGCCGAGAGCCAGGCCUCCAUGGAAGGCUGGGUGAAGGCACUGUCUCGGGCAAGCUUCGACUACCUGCGGCUCGUAGUGCGUGAGCUGGAGCAGCAGCUGGCAGCCGUGCGGGCUGGGGGCUGUCCACCACUGCCCCGCAGGCCCCGCGCCCUCCUGUCCAAGGAGAACGGCUGUGCUGUCUGGAGCACCGAGCUACCUACCACCCCCAUGGUCACCAACAAUGGCAGCCGGCCCGGGCCCCCGCCACUGCCUCCCCGCCGGCGGCCCUCGGUGCCCAAUGAGCCUCCGGACAGGGCCUCCUUUGCCCAGUUACACGAGUGGUACGGACAGGAAGUCAGGGCACUUCGGGACCAGUGGCUUAGGAACCGGGUCCAGCCCUGA
Messenger RNA from Chrysochloris asiatica (Cape golden mole), 663 nucleotides. It is a transcript of the gene PHETA1, whose product is annotated as family with sequence similarity 109, member A. Gene Ontology annotation, biological process: receptor recycling; retrograde transport, endosome to Golgi; endosome organization. The transcript has a single exon. The record is from RefSeq and is a predicted model, not a curated record. Gene Ontology annotation, cellular component: early endosome; recycling endosome; trans-Golgi network. NCBI's taxonomy places the organism in Eukaryota, Metazoa, Chordata, Mammalia, Afrosoricida, Chrysochloridae. Bases 1 to 663 code for a protein of 220 amino acids.